GUUUCCUCGCUCGCAGCGUGCGGGCCAAUUGUCCAGCCCGGGUCAACCAUCGCAUGACUUUUAGUUUUUUAAGCAACCAUUUGCCAUUCCGGGUCCGUCGCAAGCCCCCUUUUCUCCUCCCCGUGCCAAAGCCAUCUUCUGCUAGCAGGCAACCCCCAAAACAUACCGUACCCACCCACGGAGACAGCUCACACGAGGUCCAACGGGAACGGGGACAACGGUGUAAGAAAGAAAGAAAGCCCACGCAUGAACAACACCCGCCUGGACGGUUAAGCCUAAGCCAUGCCGGGCCAAGGACACACACGCCCCACUGCCUGCUCUGGAAUGGUAGGGUGGCUGGCAACCCUGGCGCAGCCCACUGGUUUCAAUCCCUCCUGGGGUUUCAUGCUCUGGCUCGAUUCUUUGUCCAACGCCCCCCCUUUCCUCGACGACCGUGCUCAGCCGUAAUCCCUUGUUCAUCCUCGACAUCCUACUAUGUAUUGUGUCGUCUGCCGCAACCAAUAAUGCCAUUCUUUGUUUGCGUCCGGAACACUGCAGCUCGAAAAUAAUUCCUCGGAAGGGGGUUCAGUUCUGUCGGCCGCGGCCGUCCAUUGAGACAAUCCCCUCCCCCCCUGUUAUCAAAUAAUAGCCAGCAUCAUGCCCCGAAAUCCACACUUUCUGAGAGGGACGUUUGAUGCUAUCGGUAAUUGACUCAGCUCUCUCUCUGUCUGUCGUUCCUCUCGACGCCUGGAAACAUCUCCCACGCGCCGAAUGACCAGGUCGUCUCCGUAAUUUUUCGUCUUUUCAGAUCCCGUCGUCAAAGUGCUACAUUCCCAAACCCCCUCGCCGUGUCUAUGUCCGUGUUCGGGUCCAAGAGGGUCCGUUCCUCCAGCCUACCUAGGUAGCCAGAGGGGAAGAAAAAGAAGACCGCGAGCGGCCCGUCAGUCCUCGUGGCCAAAUCCGUCGACUAAUCAGCUACGGGCGCUGUCAAAGUGUCAGUCCGUCGACGGCGCCCGACGGCGCCCUGCCGCACAGUCGCGAAUCGGACGGGGAGGCAACGGACGGUAGCGCCCAUCUGCGAUGCGACUCAGCACGCCAACCUUGUCCCCGCCGCCUAUCUAGGUAUAUCAGGGCCCUGCCUGCUCCACUUUGCUCCGAUGCGGGAGAUCGGCCGGACGCAUGCUGCUCCACUCCGGAACCCGGGUCUCAUUCCAGGCCCGCUCAGCCGGCGCCACGUGAGGGCGAGAUGAGUGUGUGGG
Colletotrichum navitas is the source of this 1238-nucleotide messenger RNA. RefSeq lists its product as uncharacterized. The record is from RefSeq and is a predicted model, not a curated record. The transcript has a single exon. Bases 54 to 548 code for a protein of 164 amino acids. Lineage: Eukaryota; Fungi; Ascomycota; Sordariomycetes; Glomerellales; Glomerellaceae.